Messenger RNA from Pelobates cultripes (western spadefoot toad), 3845 nucleotides. The record is from the annotation of a GenBank genome assembly. NCBI's taxonomy places the organism in Eukaryota, Metazoa, Chordata, Amphibia, Anura, Pelobatidae.
AUGGGGGGGAAUGCAAAUGGGACUGAGAGUCAUCUCUGCCCUCAGUUUGCCGGUGCUAUUUAUGUCCCCAAACAGCUUGAUGACGAUGUGGCGUUGCCUUCUCUGCCCCUAAACAGCAGGCAGGUUAUGAAUGAGGAGCAAAUUUAAAGCCCUAUGUCCUUUUUUAUUUGUGUCCAGUAUAUGAACAGUGUAUUUUUCAAUUUUGUUUAAAAUGCAAUUUCCCUAUUCAGAAAUAAUAAUAGUGCAGUGCUUUGGGCGACCUUAUAAUGAUGAUUUAACAUGCAGUGUAAAUUUAUCAUUAAAAUAGGCCCUGGCUUUGAAGCCACAGCACAGACAAGGCGAAAAAGCCCUGACAGCUACUUAUUUGGUCAACCUUGUCAUCAAUUUAAGAGGUAUGCGUGGCUGAAAUUUAGAAAAGUAUUUUUAUUUUUAUAUGUUUUGUUUUUCUAUUUAAAAUUGAAAUCUGGCUGCAGGGGCAAGUUCUGUGUUUGCAGUUUGGGUGCUCAUGAUCUUUAGAGUUACCAAAAUAUAAAUGCUAACAUGUCAGUGAAUAUUCAAACCUGGAAUAAUCUAAUCUAGGUGUGAAAACGGUAGUAAAAUGGCAUCAUCUGCCAAUCCCAUGCUUGUUUGUUUGUUUUGGCCAUAAAGAAUAGACAAAUUUAAUUGUAAAGAUAAUUUAAUCUAGAGCCAUAGAUUAUAUAUCUCAUCCUCCUUGCAUAUAGAAAUGGUAAGACGUCACCAUUGCACCUAGAAAUAUAUCUUGUACACAAGUGUAAUUAGAGGUAAAGGUAUGGGAUUUAUAGACUAAAUAUAAUCAUCCCAAUUUUGCGAAGAAUUUAGCAAUUUACUGUCAAGUGAAUAAACCUGUUUCUUCUGUUUGGUUUGUACAGAGCUAAUGCUUUAUAAAAUAUGUGUGUGUGUAUAUGUACAUAUGUGUAUACAUAGGUAUCUGAUAUGUGUAUACAUGUAAAUAUAUAUAUACACAAUGUGUCCUACUAUGCUUACAGUAAUGUGCCAUUGUAUUUUUUUAAUUGUUCUUAUCAAAGAAUAUAUAAAGAAUUUAUUUUUGUCAUGGUAACGUUUUAAUAUAAUGAACAUUUAUUAAGGUGUGUGAUAAUGUUCUUUCUAAUUCAUGUAGUUACUUUGAUUGCUAGUGAUGAGACAGUAUGAUUGGUUUUGUAUCUACAUUUAUCAAAUCACAUUGCAAUAACAUUGGUUUUAUUUAAUAGUUUAUUCAGUAAUGUUGUGUCCCAUAAGAACAACAUGCAUUUUUUUUUUUUAACUUCUUAGAUAAUUCAAAAAUGGAUAUCUGUUCAUUUUAUUCUGUGGUAAAUGUUAAGGCCCAGAAGGCUGAUAUGGCAAAAAAGCCGCAACAAGAAAAAUGUCAGCCUGGUACGUUUUCAUCCUUUGAGGAGGGUGAAAUGUUUGAGAAGGAUCAGGAUGAUGUUGACUAUGACACUGCUGAAAUAAUAUCAGAUGAUGAACCUUCAUUCCAGAGUGAAGAGCCAAGCACCUCCUCACAAAGCAAUAUCCAACACAGUACUUAUGAAGAGGAUUUCAGUGAAGUUGAACCACCACAGAGUGCACAAUCAUCUGCUAGCACUGAAAAAACAACAAUACAGGGACCAGAUGAUAUCAGCCAGUGUGCUACUGAAGGGCCAAGACAGCCUGUAUUGAAAAAAUACCCACAGAAACAAAUGGGAGUACGCUUCAGGUCAUUCAGACCACAGUGGUUUCAGUCAUUUGAAUGGCUGGAGUAUUCUAUUUCCGAGGAUGCAGCGUACUGUUUCCCAUGCCGUUUUUUUUUAACUUCAAAAUUUUUCCACGGGCAUGUUAAAAAAGUACCAUUUAUCAACAUAGGGUACAAAAACUGGAAAAAUGCAAUUGUAACAGGUAAAGGAAUACUACAGCAUGAGAGGUCUGCUUCACACAAAGAUGCCUAUGUCAGAUGGGAGGAUUUCAAAAAGAGUGUUAGCCAGGAUACAUCAAUCAUGAAGAACCUAACUAAAGCACAUACAAGAGAGGUGAACGAAAAUAUACAUUACAUAAAAACAAUAGCACAAGUUUUGUUGCUAACAGCCAAGACCAAAAUUGCCCAGCGAGAACAUCGGUGCAACUCAGAUGUCAGUCAUGGAAAUGUACGUGAAAUUCUUUAUUUAAUUGCAGAAAAAGACAGCAUUGUCAUGAAAAAAAUUAGAGGACCAAGAAAUGCAAGAUAUCUACAUCCAUCUAUCCAAAAUGAACUUCUGUCAAUUAUGGCUGCUCUUGUUAGAGAAGACAUUGCACAGAGCAUUAAAGGAAGUCCAUUUUCCAUCAUUGCAGAUGAAACUAAGGAUCUGAGUAAAACAGAACAACUGUCUGUCGUAGUCCGAUUCUUUCACAAUCAGAUGGUCCAUGAACGGUUCUUAAUAUUCUACCGAGCAGAUAGCCUUGACGCCGAGUCUUUAACAGGAUAUAUAUUCCAUGUCCUAACAUCUCUAGGCAUUGAUAAAAAUUAUUGUGUUGGACAAGGCUAUGAUGGAGCCUCUGUAAUGAGUGGCCGUCUUAAUGGCGUUCAAGCACGCAUUAAAAAGGAGGUGCCUUGUGCACUAUACAUUCAUUGUAUGAGUCACAGUCUCAACCUGGUCAUCGUGGACACUGUAAAAAAUGUACAGGCAGCAAAUGAAUUUUUUGUGAAACUUGAAAAGAUGUAUGUGUUCUGCAGUACCUCUGUAGUUCAUUCAGUGUUUACUAAUGUGCAACAAGAAAUGUCAAGCAAAUCAGUGAUUCAGCUUAAGCAAUUAAGUGACACAAGGUGGACAUGCCAACAUGCAGCCUGCAAUGCUGUUCUGAAAACACUUGACCCUCUGUUGGAAACCCUCAAGAUUUUAGCUGAAGGAAACCAUACUGAGAGAGCAGUUGAGGCGAAAUCAAUUCACCAGUUCAUUGAUUUUGGCUUCAUUCUGGCACUGGUGUUUUUUGAGAACAUACUAAAAAGGACCCAGACGCUCUCUAACAUGUUACAAGCCAGAGAUCUUGACUUGGCAUCAGCUGUCCUUCUUGUACGAACAAUUAUACAAGAGCUUGAAGAAGUGUGCAAUCCAGAGAGUGAACCUGAAGCUUCUUCUAAUUCUGGAACAAUAGGACAUGUGUGGGCAGAAACAAUCCAGCUAAGCAUGAAGUGUGGAUUACCAGCACCAACUGACGAGUAUACCGAACCACCUUCCAAAAAGCGAGAUCGCCGGCCUCCUUUCCACUUGAGAAAUAGCAUCAUUUUGGAAACUGUAGGUCAUCGACAACAACUGCUCAGUAAAGAGGAUUUCAUUAAAAAGUUCAUGUAUGUUGUUCUUGACAGAAUAAUUUCUGAACUAAAAUCUCGCUUCUCAAGGGAUUCUCUGGAAAUCAUGGAAGGUGUACAGUCUCUGAAUCCUCGAUCUGAUUAUUUUCUUAAUUUUGAGAAAUUGCAACCAAUGGCCAAUUUCUACUCCUGCAACAUGGAAAACUUGGAGAUUGAGCUGAAGCAGGCAAUGCUAACCUUACAAAGAAAAAAGUCAUCAGAUGCCAUUAAGGUGGACACAGUUCUCGAGUUCACAAACUUUCUUGAGCCUUACUCUAUUCCAUUCCUUGAGCUCUAUCGGCUUUGUAAAAUAGCUUGUGUUUUGCCAGUCAGUAGUGCAUCAUGCGAAAGAAGCUUUUCUGCACUAAAAUUAAUCAAGUCAUUCCUACGCACAACAAUGACUGAGGAAAGGCUUUCAGAUCUUGCUACAUUGGCAAUUGAGGCCAGACUUGCAUCCCAAAUAAAUAUGGAUAUUGUUGUUAGCAGGUUUGCAUCAAUCCAUAAAAACUCACGCUUAAGCCUAUAUUAG